Molecule: messenger RNA, 1140 nt
Organism: Cyclocybe aegerita
Lineage: Eukaryota; Fungi; Basidiomycota; Agaricomycetes; Agaricales; Hemipholiotaceae
Source: the annotation of a GenBank genome assembly
AUGAUCGAAACCAUCAUUCUAUCCGACAACCCUGUUUGCAUCGGUCGUGGCAGCUUCGCCGGAGUCUACCUCGUUUCCGCCAAACUCUGGGUAUUCAAAGUCGUGCAAAACGCUCAGGACGCAGCUGCUAUUUCACACGAGUACGACGCCUGCCGUACCCUCUUUCAAUGCUGCAACAACAACUCUUUCUUCGCCGUACCCCGCGCGUUGGCCUUAAAUGUUCCAAGGAUUGACGACACCUGCGCCACCUUCCUCAUGCCUCCGCAAUUGUCCCCACGCCUCCAGGCUAGCCGUCGUCCCAUCCGCCAUAUAGUCCGGGAGGGGGAGUUUAGCCCUUUCGACAAGGCUGCAUAUGCCCUCGAUCGCGUACAUGAUCUCCCUACAGGCGUAAAGGCAUAUCUUAGACAAUGCUAUUUCCCUUCAAGUGUCACGGUCGGGCCAUCGCUAUGCCGCCUAUACUUUGGCAAAGAGGUCCCCAUAUCGACACAACCGCCGCGCUUCAUAAACUCGCAGAACUUCCCGCUUGACGUCAGACGUUAUGAAGCCUUAUUCGAAAAGUUCCCGGAGGAUCUCGAUCCAGUGGAGAAGGUCGCAGAGGGUAUGGGUGAGAUGCUAGGUCGCAUACAUGCAUGGGCAUCCUAUGACGGACGAGACAUCGAAUUCGUGCUCGGUGGAAAUGGUUUUAGUUCCUUCAGCUUCUGGGUUAUCGAUUUCAACCAGAUGCGCAAGUGGACGAAGCAAGAUAGUGACAUUGAGACGCUAACGUCGGCUUUUUUCUCCAAUGACCCCUAUUACCCUCGCCCUCGUUCCAGUGAUGCCCUCUACGCUACCUUCAAGACAGGCUACCUUUCCGCAUUCUCAGGGGAUCUCGUACCUUGGGGGAAUGCUUUCCUGGCCGCAAUUGAAGACGAGGCUUCGAGUGGCUUUUCCUACUCCAAUUCCGGCUUCAGUUCUGCUCUUGGUUUUGAUCGACAUGGGUGGUUUCCGGGGUAUCGUGGCGCUAACGCUAGCCCUGCUCCGCUUUACUGCACAACCCUUCUGGUGCCAGUGGGUAUCAGCCAGGAAUUUGGACUGGAGCAGCUGCAGGACGACUCACAAGCUACCUUUGGAACUGACUUGCACGGAACCAUCGUGCGUUAA